AUGUCUGCCAACAACGACAACACCUCCACUCUCAAGUCCUACGUCGACUCUGCCACCGGCGCUGCCCAGAACAUGCUUGGCUCCCUUACCGGAAACACCGCCGACCAGAACAAGGGCGAGGUCAAACAGAACAAGGCACAGGUUGAGCAUGAUGCUUCCCACGCCACGGCCAAGCUUCCCGGAUUCACUGCUACCGCCCAGGGCGUAAGCAAGGACGACCCCGACCGUGCCAACGGUUCCUGGAAUCAGACUGUUGGCUCCGCCAAGGAGACUAUUGGUGGACUUGUCGGCUCCGAGAACCUCAAGCAGCAAGGUCGCGAGCAGAACAUCGAGGGUCAGUCGCAGGAGGCCAAAGGCCAGUUGAACGACUACACUUCUGGCAUCGGCAACCGUGUCCAGGGUACUCUCGGUAGUGCCGUUGCUGGCAUCACUGGUGAUAAGGCUGGCCAGGAGCAUUACCAGGGUAUGCACGACACUGGCAAGGCUCAGCAGCGCGGGGCUGAGCACGACAUCCAGAAGCAGGCAGAGGCAAAGCAGUAA
Messenger RNA from Colletotrichum graminicola M1.001, 540 nucleotides. RefSeq lists its product as uncharacterized. Bases 1 to 540 code for a protein of 179 amino acids. NCBI's taxonomy places the organism in Eukaryota, Fungi, Ascomycota, Sordariomycetes, Glomerellales, Glomerellaceae. The record is from RefSeq and is a predicted model, not a curated record. The transcript has 2 exons.